AUGCCUUCCUCAAACUGCACUUGUUGCGCUUUGGUUUUCGGUGCCUCCGGCAUUACCGGAUGGGCGAUUGUCCAAGAAGCGCUGAAGUAUCCUAGCCCGGACACCUUCGAUAGAGUCAUUGGACUUACAAACAGGCCCUUGACAAAAUCAGAAGCCUUGUUUCCUGAUGACAAAAGGCUUGAGUUGUACAGCGGCGUUAAUCUCAGUAGCGGCGUGCCUUCGGUCAAAGCGGAGUUGGAACGAAUCAGUGGGAUUCAGGACGUGACGCAUGUUUACUUUACUGCUUACACCGGACAUGGAACGGGCUAUGAAGGAAUCCUGAAAUCGAACGUUGAAAUUCUGGAAAACGCCAUUCAAGCCGUUGAGAAUCUCUGUCCGAAUUUACAAUUUUGGACAUUCCAAACAGGUGGAAAGUCCUAUGGUUUUGAAUUUGCUGACAAGAUCGGGGUCCCGGAAACGCCAAUCAAGGAGUCCAACCCCCGGAUCCCAGAACCCUAUGCAUCAAGCAUUAUGUACUACGCACAGUAUGAUGUGCUUGAAAUGCUCUCUAAAGAUAAAAGCUGGUCAUUUGCUGAAGUUCGACCAGAUGGCAUUUCCGGUUUUGUUCCUCAUAACAAUGCUAUGAACCUUGCUCAGGCGCUUGGUUUGUUUUUCAGUUUCUUCGCCUCCCGCGAAGGCCCCGGUGCGACGGUGAUCUAUCCCGGUCCGCAAUCCGCCUACACGGCCCCUCACACCGAUGUCUCACAAUCUCUCCUCGCACGUUUCCACAUCUACGCUUCUCUCCACCCAGAUGCCACUGCCCACCAAGCUUUCAAUAUCGGUGAUGAACCGGCUGGAGUGACGUGGGCAGCUCUGUGGCCACGUAUCAGCGCGUAUUUCGGCCUUGUGGGGACUGGGCCCAUUACUGACAACCACCAGGAAGCUCAUAAUAUCGACAAAUACAUGCAAACACACCGUGCGGAAUGGGCGGCGUGGGAGGCUAAGUACAAAUUAAAGAAAGGUGUGAUUGAAGGGACAGAUUUCACGUUCUUGACGAUAAUGUUGGGAAUGGCGGUGUUUGGACGACAAUACGAUCUGGGUAAGGCGCAAGGAAUCGGGUUUAGAGAGACAAGGGAUACAGUGGACGGUUAUUUGAACACUUUUGAAUUGAUGAAAAUCUCGAAGAUUAUCCCUUAA
Molecule: messenger RNA, 1176 nt
Organism: Penicillium samsonianum
Lineage: Eukaryota; Fungi; Ascomycota; Eurotiomycetes; Eurotiales; Aspergillaceae
Product: SDR family oxidoreductase
Exons: 4
Coding region: 1-1176 (391 amino acids)
Source: RefSeq, a predicted model, not a curated record